Molecule: messenger RNA, 681 nt
Organism: Juglans microcarpa x Juglans regia
Lineage: Eukaryota; Viridiplantae; Streptophyta; Magnoliopsida; Fagales; Juglandaceae
Product: TLC domain-containing protein At5g14285-like
Exons: 2
Coding region: 1-681 (226 amino acids)
Cellular component (GO): membrane
Source: RefSeq, a predicted model, not a curated record
AUGACGGCCUUGAAGGCCACAAUCUUUUCUCUUUUUAGCCACAAUAGAUCUGAAAGAUCUGAUGGUGGAGAUUCUGGUGAUUCGAACUUAGUCAUCGACUACAGCAUCGCGUACUUCUUAAUGGACCUUUUCCAUUUCAUCGUCUUCAACCCCAGAGACCUCAUCUUCAUAGCCAACCACUUGGUGACACUUUUCGCCUUCCUCACGUGUCGGUACCUAGUCUCUCAUGGUACCUGCGCCAUACUCGUGCUCCUCAUCCUUGCCGAGGUCACUUGCGCGUGCCAGAACAAUUGGACGCUCGUAAAUGCUUGGAAGAACGAUGUCGUAUUCGCCACGAAACUGUAUGGUCUCCUAUCUGCCCCCUUUUACACAGUGUAUUCGAUUGUCAGGGGUCUUGUGGGACCGUAUUUUGUGUACAAAAUGUUUACGUUUUAUUCUAGUGGGGCAGCAAAGAGUGUGAUCCCAAAAUGGGUGUGGGUUUCUUGGAUUGCUGUAAUUCUUACGGCUAUUUCUGUUAGUAUAUUGUGGGUUUCGAAUCUUUGGUUUACAGAGAAAGAACGGGAAAACUGGAGAACGGGUUUCGAAUCUUCUAACAGUAGGAGCAAUGCUAUGAUGCCCAAGGUAGUGAAGAAAACAAACACUGUUCUUGCCUUGCUCAAUAAUUUGCAGCCAUAUUGGUAG